Molecule: messenger RNA, 5021 nt
Organism: Vitis vinifera (wine grape)
Lineage: Eukaryota; Viridiplantae; Streptophyta; Magnoliopsida; Vitales; Vitaceae
Product: protein WHAT'S THIS FACTOR 9, mitochondrial
Exons: 2
Coding region: 102-1292 (396 amino acids)
Molecular function (GO): RNA binding
Source: RefSeq, a predicted model, not a curated record
CGUUGAAUGAUAAUCCAAAUGAGAGUGGAAGCCCAGCUCAAAACUAGGCCCAAACGCUUUCUUCACUAAUCCAUCUCCUCCACUGCAAUGCAAACCCAUCAAUGGCCUUCCUCUUCAAAACCACCCUCAAACCCCAGCACCACCGCAUCCUCCGCCGCACCUUCAUCGCCGCGAAGAUCAAAUGGGUUCGCGACCCCUACCUUGACGAAGCCGUCUCCAAGGAGAAAAACCUCAAGCCCCUCCUCGCCCUCAAAACUCUAAUCCUCUCCGCCCCUUCCAAAACUCUCCCCGCCGCCGUCGCUGCCGUCAACAAACCCCAGUUCCGCCUCCCCACCACCGCUCUCAAUUUCUUCCAUAAAUACCCCUCCGUCUUUCGAAUAUUCCAACCCAAACCCCUCUCCACUCCUCACGUGCGCCUGACGCCCCAAGCCAUAGCCCUCCACAACGAAGAACUCGCCGUCCACGCCUCGCCGGCGCGUCUCCAAGAAGCGGCGGAGCGGCUCGCGAAGUUUCUGAUGUUGGCCGGUGCCCGGAGGCUACCGCUGCGUAUUGUGGAUUGUUUUAGGUUUGACCUUGGUCUUCCUGAUAACUACAUCACUGGCAUUUGCUGUGAUUUUCCUGAGUAUUUUCAAAUCAGCAGUGGAAAUGACCCUGAACUUUUGGAUUUGGAAUUGGUUUCUUGGAGGGAAAAUCUUGCUUGUUCAGUACUGGAAAAGAGGGCAAUGAAUGGGAAUUCGGAUAUUAGGAAAGGAAUGAGAAUUGCAUUUCCAAUGUUCUUUUCAAGAGGAUUUGAUUUGCAGAGGAAGGUGAAGGAUUGGUUGGAUGAUUGGCAAAAUUUGCCUUACAUUUCACCAUAUGAGAACGGGUUUCAUCUGAAUCCGAAUAGUGAUCAGGCGGAGAAGUGGGCAGUGGCAGUUCUUCAUGAGUUGCUUAGUCUUAUGGUGUCAAAGAAGACGGAGAGGGACAAUAUUUUUUGUUUGGGUGAGUAUUUGGGGUUUGGGUCGAGGUUUAAGAAGGCUUUGGUUCGUUAUUCGGGUAUUUUCUAUGUUUCAAAUAAGAUUAGGACCCAAACUGUGGUGCUUAGGGAGGCUUAUAGGAAGGAUUUUUUGCUUGAGAAUCAUCCAUUGAUGGGUAUGCGGCAUCGGUACAUCCACUUGAUGAAUAAAUCAGAGAAAACGAGGUAUCAGAAUGCUGACUUCUUGAAUAAAUCGAAGCAGGAUUGCAAAGGCGAUUGUAAAUUAGAAAAUCAAGCAGUUUCUUGUGGGAGAAGAGUUAGUGGGAUAACAGGAUGAUGAAAGUUGUCAUGCCCCACUCUCCACCCAAUAUGGUGAAGUUGAGUGCUGCAGUGGCGCACACUCGGCACAAAGGCCUCGAUAUUGUUGGGUGAAAGUCCUUCAUAUAUGAUUUUUCAUCAUUCACUCCCAAGGCGAUGUGCUGUCGGGGGGGCAGCGUCCCCGGAUUAGGCUCUGAUACCAUUUUGUCAUGCCCCACUCUUCACCCAAAUUUGGUUGGUAUCAUUUAUAUCUUGUUCAACUAGCAAAGCUAUUUAAAUUAGUUAAGAGUAGUCCCUUAUAACUAAUGGAACCACCCUAAUCCUGAUGGUAGGCUUCAACCCCUGUUGGAACCUCCUUGCUUUCUCCCCUUUCCUCACUGAUUAUGCCCACAACAAAUUUGGACAAUUCAGAAAAGUGAGACUCGUACUCCAACACUGUCAUGGUUCCCUGAAUGAGAUGCUCAAACUCAAUCCUUUUGGCAUGCUUAGCCACUUCCCCAAAAUAUUUAUCUAGAAUUAUUCUCUGAAAUUAAUCCCAAGUCAUUGCAUCUGUAUCAUAUACUCUUUUCAUGGUCUCUCACUAGAAAUCUACUUUAUCUACCAGCAUGUAUGCCACCAAGUUAACCCACCUCUUCUCUGGAAUGGCCAGUCCCUCCUAUAUUCUCCUUCUGCAUCUCAGCCAAUUUUCUGUUACUUCUGCAAUUGGUUCCCCAGUAAAAGAUGGAUAAGGAGUGGGGCGUGACAAAAGUAGUCAGAAGAUUCAAUUUCAAGGGGCUAGCGGAAUGGGAUUAAGUUGUAAAUGCAAUGGAUGAUAGUGAGUGUUGUAGUUAAUAGGGUGAAAACAUUCGGAAAGGAUGGCUUCAAGAUGGGGAGGCUACUGAAGUUUUUGAAUUGGGAAGCCUGACAAAGGCACUUCAAUCGGACAAAGGAGACAAUUCUUGGAACAUUUUCUAGAGGGGGGAGAAGAAAAAAAGAAAUCUGGUGUGAAUUUUAUGAAAGAGCUGAUUAUGUGAUAACUGGGUUAGAUAAUUGAUUAACAACUGAACUUUUAUUUAAGAGCAAUCUGGAUGUUUUUGCUUACACUCUAUGUAGCUUUUUUGAUGAAAGAAAGAUUGCGUGGAGGAUACUUGAAUUGGACAAAGGACACACCUCAUGUAACAUUUUUGUGUGAAACAGAGGCACAAUGCAGGUGAAGAUUAGCUGCAUAAUGAUGUGAUACGUGAGUGAAAUUACUGAUCAACCGCUGAACUUCUAUUUGAUAGCAAUCCAACUAUUUGUUUAUCAUAUAUGCACCUCUUUGGAUUGUAAGGUUCCUACUCUAUAUUAUUUCUUUUCCUUUGAAUAGGAAGAAAUUCUUUAUAAUGCUUUUUCCCCUUAUAUCUUUUGUGAAAAUUUAGAUCUUACUUAUAGACCUAGAGGGGGUUGAUAGGUAAUCUAUUUUUAGCCCAAAUUUUUAUUUUUAAAUUUCUCUUUAAGAAUUAGAGAUAUAGUGAGACAACAAUUUACGUGGAAAACAACCCACAAAGUCUCUCCGAAACUUUAUGUAUGUAAAAACCAUGGGAUCAAAGACUGUAGAGUUAUAGUCCACUAAAUAUGAAGAAAAGGUACAUAGAUUUACUUGACAAGAUUAGAGACCGUAGAGCUAUAGUCAAAGUUAAAUGAGAAAAUGAGAGAUGAAUGAAACAGAAAAAUUAGCCCAUUUUUAAGAAAAUCUGAUGAAAAAUGAUUAGGAAAUCAAGGAGAAAGAAGAUUUUCUUGGUAACGAAACACCCCUAAAUUGGCAUAAAGAGAGAGCACAAGAAGGAUAAAGAAAACGGUUGUAGGUCUCUAUCCUCCUAAUUUGGAAGCAUUUUGGUUUAAAAUGAAAGAAACCCCUAAUCCAACAGCUAAGAAAGGAUCUAACAAAAAAACUGAUCCUAGAACAAGGCACACAUAGAUACUUCGUUGAAAAACCGUUGCCCUAGUCUCCUCAACUCUUUUAAAAAAUAGUUCAAGAGAAAUAAUAAAUUGAAAAACUUGGUUGAUUCAGUUUCAUCCAUCAACAACCUUAACUACAUAUUUUGACCUCUAAGCAAUUUAUACAUCUUGAUCUUCAUUAGGCAAGUAGUCUGAGGAAGAAUUCAGAAAAACUAAGUUAAGAGAUACUCAAGAAUUUUGUCUAGAAUUGUCAACCUAGUUAAACACUCAAAAUCUUCCCCUUUGGCAAUUAUGAGACAAAACCCUUUACAAAGCGAAUAAAUGCAAGCAAGAAAGCCCCACCCACACUCAUAUACAAGGUCACUCACUUACCCGCUUGAUAACAACCAAGGUACUAUAAAACUUACAAUUAAAACUCACAAACAAUUAGUAGUACCAGAUGAAGCUAUUGAAUAUACAUAAUAUAUCAACAAGUAUCUCAGAUCAACAUGUAUAUCCAAAUCCAAAAUAAAAGAAGUGUCUCAUAUUAGCAUGUCUAGCCAAGAAAAGAUGUGGCAAUGAUAUCAACAAAAUCCAAAUUCCAUGCUUUAACAAAAUCAAAAACCACAAUCUCAACUGAAAAUUUUCUAGGAAGUAUGAUAUGGCGUUGGGAGACCUCUUGAAUUUGUAUAAAAACACAUAUCCACCCCCCUCCCCCUUCCCCCCUCCUUAGGUGUAGUUCAUUAUUGAGAUUCACCCUCAAUUGUCAUAUCAUGUUCUCCUCUCUUGGACAUGAUCCUGGAUUGCUGGGGCCCUUCAUCUGACAUCUUAUAGAAGCAAUGGAGGAAUCUCCAAGGGUGUCUUUCUCUAGUAUAUUUUUUCUUUAAGAAAAGGCGUUAGUUUGUUAUUGUCGUCAUCUAAAAGUACACAUCUAUUUGCAAAAUUUGAAGCAAAUCUUGAAAGUUCUAGAGUUCUGAUUUUGUUUCUAUAGUCACAAGCUAUUGUCCAUGGUUCUUGGGUUGUUCAAAUUCUUUCAAUGCUCGUAAGUCUUGGGAAAAUUUGCAUUUUAGUUGGAAUGGUAAGAUAUAUUGAGAAAGGUAGGAAGGGCUGUUCCCCUUUUCCUUUGUCUUGUUUUAUCUAGAAACAGAUGAUUACAAGAGAACUUAUAAGGAUCUGCAAUCUGCAAAUUCCCAAUUUCAGGGAGACUUUGCUACGCUCGAUGCAGACCUGGACUGAGACACUAUGGCAGUAGGAAGAAAUGGAUUCCGUUGGCAGAUCAGGGUGCAGUUGGGAUUGGAUGGUUGAUCCAGCUGCAUGAUUUGAUGAAAUCCGGAAGCAAUGGAGAUCUUGAUGAUGGUUUUGGAUAUAGUGCCCCAUGAAAAGGGCACACCAAAGUAUACACGGUAUAUACAAAAGGCACCCCAGACAAGCGAAAAAGAAAGGAGAAUGCCUAAAACAAGCUCAACCAGUCAACAAAACCUAUCAUUGUCAUCGAAUGAUCGUCUUUGUACACCAUAAUCCAUUUGGAAAAAAAUACACAUGAUAGAUGGCUUAAUGGCUUGGUCUGUCUGUUCGACAUCUUCAAAUGCCGGCCUAUAUUUUUCUAUUUGUAAAAUCCAAAAUAAGUACAAAGUAGCAAUCAUCCAAGUUUUUUCUUUGUUUCUUCUCCCUUGCAAUGAAGAGUGAGUUGGAUUUGAUUGUCCUUUUUGUUCAAUUAUGGGUAAGGUGUUGUGUGGAAGAGCUUUUAAGAAAGGUUCAUUACUAUAAACAAUUUAUUUUUCCUUUUUUUCAAGAUGUGUAUGAAUCAUUUUUGGUUGAAGGAAUCAAAGUGAGGAGAGUGUAUGGAUGUAAA